AUGCCCGGCGCGACGCUGACGGACACGCGUCCAUCGAUGGACGGCUUGCUCCACGGCGUCGCCAGCGGCGGUGCUGGCGACCCUCCGGUGGCGAUUGCGACCUUCGAGGUUUCGCGAAAGACUCUCGCCGGUGCAGACGACCGCCGCGAUACGGCGAGUGAGAUCGCCGGAUCGCCGACGAUCACCGGCGGCGACGGCGCUUCACCAGAGAAUGAGGCGCGCUGUGAGUCGACGCCAGCAGCAGCGGGAAGUCCCGCCGAUGCCGUUGCAGACGGCGAGGGGAUUGGCGGCUGGUGGGGCAGGCGAGCCGCGGAGAGCGGCGAGUCGGCGGGGAAGGAUUCGUGCAACGAUUCCGACGAUUCGGUGGCGAGCGACUGGAACGGCUGGCGAGCGGAGAAGGCGGCGACGGAUGGCGAGCACGUGCCGUAUGAUGGUGAAAAGGUGGGGACUGGUGGUGAAAAGGCGGCGACAGAUGGCGAAAAGGAAGGGAAAGGUAACGAAGAGAAGGCAGCAGAUGGUGAAAAGGAAGGGAACAGUGGCGAACAGAAGGCGACAGAUGGCGAAAAGGUGGGGAAAGGUGGCGAAGGGGCGGCGACGGGAGGAGGUGCGGCGAGGCGACAGAGGAAGACGGCGGAGGCUGCUGCAGCCGCCAUGAAGCGGAAGGUACGGCGUCGGGGAAUGGUUGAGACGAGCAGUGUGAAGUUCACGCGGCCACGCCUGGCAGCCAUCUCGCUUGGCGGCUUCUUCACCUCCAUGCGCGCGCGCAUGGCGCUGCUGGAUGCGCGCAUGCCGCGAGAAACGGAAGAGGAGGACGAGGAAGAUGAGAUGGAUGACGAGGAUGAUGACGUGGACGGUGAGGAUGAUGACGUGGACGGAGAGGAUGAUGACGUGGACGGAGAGGCGGAGGAGGAGGAUGAGAAGCCCAAGGCAGGGACGAGCGGGCGAGGAGAAGGGGAGAAUGCCAGGGGCGGCAGUGUCAGUGGCGAUGCUGCUGCUGUGUCGAGUGGUCUGAUCGCCGACAUGCUGCACCGCUUCGCACAGGAGGAGGAGGAAGGCGAUGAGGAGGAUGAUGAGCUUAUCGUGCUUGAAUGCUCCGCUCCUGCUGCUGCUGCCACUGCGACAGCAGGAGGGGCAGCAGGAGCGGCAGCAGGAAAAGAUGCAGAUGAGAAGGGAAAGGGGGAGGAGAAGGGAGAGGUGGAAGGCGAGUGUGCUGUGAAGCAAGGGGCCCAGGCAGGAAGGGAGGCGCGGAUGAACCGUGGAGAAUACGAGGCUAGGGACGACGAGGCUAGGGUCGACGACACAAUGAGGGCCAUGUGGGAACAGGGUGGGGAGGGAGGGAAGAGAGAGAAGUGGGGAACGGGGGAGAAGGGGGAUAAAGGAGAGAAGGGGGAGAAGGGAGACAAAGGGGGAACGGGGGAGAACCGGGACAAGGGAGAGACGGGCAGUGCAACGAAGUGCACAGGGAAGGGAUGUGGCACUGGCGAGGGCAGGGGCAGGGACGGGCCUGGGAGGAGCAGCGAGCGAGGGAAGGUGUGUGGGCGAGCGCAUGUGGGGAGUGCAGGGACGGCAGUGGACUCUAGCGUUGGUGUUGCUAAGAGGGAGGCAGCUGCUGGGGUGUCCAGUGGGAGAGGGGCGGUGGAGGGAGAGAAUACAGGCGUGGCAGGGCGAGGAAAGGAAGGGGAGGAAGGGGCAGGCGAGGCAGGGGCGGUGACAGCAGGGCAGAAACCAGAUGGGGGCGGUGAUGGGGGGAAGCAGGGAGGUGCAGAGGCGGGGAAGCAGGGGGCAGCUGAUGGGGAAAAUCAGGGGGACGCAGAAGGGGGGAAGCUGGGGAGCGCAGAAAGGGGGAAACAGGGGGAUGCAAGGGGGCUUAAGCAGGGGGGAGGCGUGCGGUGGUGGGUGGGGGCGCGUAAGGCAGCAGGAGUGGGGCCCAAGUCGCUGAAUGAGUGGGCCAAGGGGCGCGGGGGAGGGGCGGAUACGCAAGGGGGGAAGGGGGCAAGUGCAGGAAGGGGCGCAGGAGGGGCUGCUGCUGCUGGUGCUGGUGUUAAUGUUGCUGCUGCUGCUGGUGAUGGUGGUGUUGGUGGUGCUGCUGCUGGUGAUGGUGGUGUUGGUGGUGCUACUGCUGGUGCUGGUGCUGGUGCUGCAGCUGCUACAAUUUCUGCUGCUGCUUCUGCUGACGACGUUACUAUUGCUGCUGCUGUUGCUGCUGGGCGGAGAUUUAUUGAUGACGCUGCUAUGGAAGAUGGGGGAGAAGAGGAGGAGGAGAGAGAGGGGGGGGAUGAUGCGGAGGAGGGGGAUAGGGUUAGAGCUUUGGGGGAGAACGGGCGAGAUGCGAAUUGGGACCGGAUGGAUAUAGAGGAUUUAGGAGAAGAUAACAGUGGGAGUGACAGUGAGGGUAACGAAGAUGCUUGUAACGAGGACGAAGGAGAGGGGGAGGUUGACAAGGGGGUGGGAGAUGAGGAAGAGAGGGAAGGAGAGGAAGAGGAGGAAGAGGGGGAAGAGGGGGAAGAGGGGGAGGAGGGGGAAGAAGGGGAGGAGGAGGAGGAGGAGGAGGAGGAGGAGGAGGAGGAGGAGGAGGAGGAGGAGGAGGAGGAGGAGGAGGAGGAGGAGGAGGAGGAGGAGGAGGAGGAAGGGUCAGAUGGUGCGUUGGAGAGAGCAGCGCUUCACAGGCAGUGGGAGGAGGAGGAGGAUGAGCGCGUGCAGGGGGCGGUGAUGGGCGGGGUGCAGGGGGGCUGGGCGCAUGUGCGCAUGGGCAGGCGGACCCAGGGUGGGGGGGAGAGGGGGAUCAGGGGGGUGGGUCCGAUGGGGGAUGGGGAGGAGGAAGAAGAGGGAGAGGAGGAGGUGGAGGAGGAAACGGGGGAGGAUGGAGGGUUGAGGAAAGGGGGAGUGAGGAAGAGGAAGAGUGGGGAGAGUGGGAAAGGGGAGGGAGGGAAAGCGAAGGGGGCAGGUGGUGGGGAGUGGGGGUUACUGGCAAAGAAAGUGAGGAUGCUCAAAGAGAAGGCGGGGGGAGGAGGGGCGAAGGGGGGUGGAGAGGGGAAGGGAAUGGAGCAGGAUAGCAAUGCGUGUGGCUUAACCGAGAGUACUCGUGUUGAUGCUGAUGCCGUUGGAACGAAGAGGGGGAUUAGAGGCGAGGGAGAGGAGGGGGACGAUGACACUGCGAGUGACGAUGCUGAGAAUGGCAGCGGCAGCGACAUCGAUGGUAGCAAUGGUGUUGGCAGUGGUGAUGGUGGUGAUGAGGGCGAUAAGAGCGAUGAGGAUGAUGAGGGCGAUGAUGGCAAGAUGGCAUCGCAAGACCUGGCAGAGCAGAUGCGAGCCAAGAGACGCGUAGAGAUGGUGAGUGGGGAGAUGGUGAGUGUGUCGGUGAUGAGUGGGAAAGAUGGUGAGUGGGUGAAAGGUGGUGAGUGGGGCGGUGGUGAGUUGGGGGGAGGUUGGAUGUCUCACCAUCUCCCCACUCUCACACCCAUCCUCUUCCUUUCUCUCCUCUCUUCCCCCACCUUCCCCCCACCCUGGCAGCACCACAAGGAGCAUCACCGGGAGGUGCGGGACACAGUGCUGGGGCAGUGGAAGCAGCAGCAAAAAGAAUAA
Closterium sp. Naga37s-1 is the source of this 3582-nucleotide messenger RNA. The record is from the annotation of a GenBank genome assembly. Lineage: Eukaryota; Viridiplantae; Streptophyta; Zygnematophyceae; Desmidiales; Closteriaceae.